Molecule: messenger RNA, 243 nt
Organism: Medioppia subpectinata
Lineage: Eukaryota; Metazoa; Arthropoda; Arachnida; Sarcoptiformes; Oppiidae
Source: the annotation of a GenBank genome assembly
AUGGGCAAAACUCUGGCCGAGUAUAAAGGCUCGGGACCACCGAAGGAUACGGGACUUUAUCGAUAUAUUUUCCUGGUUUACAAUGAGCCGGGUUUUGUCAAUACAACUGAAGAGACAGUGGCCAGCGAUUCACUGACCGGUCGUCCAUUCUUUAAAGUGCGGGAUUACGCAAAGACCAAUCGGUUGGGCCAACCCGUGGCCAUCAACUACUUUCAGGCACAGUUUGAUGGAUCUCUUGGAUAA